AUGAUGAUUCCUAGAUGGAAAUACAUCGGUAUAGCCGGUGGAUUCAUCUUCUUACUACACUUAUUGGCGUCCAUUCAUCCAACGUACCGAGCUACGACAUCGCCAUUCAAUCUCUUACCUUCAGGAGGGUGGAGAUCUGGUCAACCGCCUGACUCUGCUGUGCCCAAAUGGGCUGGCGAGGGAUUGCCUACUGCAGAUGAUCUAAGGGAUGAUGAGGCAUUGGAAGGCAGGAGGAAGGCCAAUGCUGUCUUUGUCGUUCUAGCGCGAAAUUCCGAUUUAUGGCCAUUCCUAGAUUCCAUGAGACAAAUGGAAGAUCGUUUCAACCAUUGGGCCAAAUACGAUUACGUCUUUCUAAAUGAUGAUGAUUUCUCGGAUGAAUUCAAGCGGUACACCCAAUCUCUCACUAAGGCGAAAUGUCAUUACGGUAAGAUCGAACCUGAUCAUUGGCAUCAACCUGAAUGGAUUGACGAAGAGAAAGCUACUAAAGCGAGAGAAGAGAUGAUUAGGAAGAAAGUAAUUUACGGUCAUUCGGUACCAUAUAGAAAUAUGUGUAGAUUCAAUUCAGGAUUCUUCUACCAACACCCUCUUUUGGCUGAUUACGAUUAUUAUUGGCGUAUCGAACCUUCCGUCAAGUUCUUCUGUGAUCUCAAUUAUGAUCCUUUCCUUGUUAUGCAAGACGAAAACAAAGUAUACGGAUUCACUUUGUCAUUAUACGAAUAUAUCGAGACUAUACCAACAUUAUGGGAUGCUGUGAAAGAGUUCAUUCAAGAACAUCCUGAUUACCUACCCGAAGGUAACGCGAUGCAAUUCCUAAGUGAUGAUGGCGGUGACACGUAUAAUAAAUGUCACUUCUGGUCCAACUUCGAGAUCGGUGAUCUCAACUUUUGGCGAUCCAAACCGUAUAUGGAAUUCUUCGAUUAUCUAGAUAAGAAAGGUGGAUUCUACUAUGAGAGAUGGGGUGACGCACCCGUACAUUCCAUUGGAGCAGCGUUGUUCGCCAAGAAAGAACAAAUCCAUUGGUUUGAAGAUAUAGGUUAUAGACAUGAACCUUUCCAACACUGCCCUCAAGGCGAAUCUCAUACAAGAGGUAAUUGCUGGUGUGAUCAAGGAAACAAUUUCGAUUUCGAAUGGUACUCGUGUACGAAGAGAUACGUUGACAUGUUCUGA
Messenger RNA from Kwoniella botswanensis, 1167 nucleotides. RefSeq lists its product as uncharacterized. Gene Ontology annotation, molecular function: alpha-1,2-mannosyltransferase activity. The transcript is spliced from 11 exons. The record is from RefSeq and is a predicted model, not a curated record. Bases 1 to 1167 code for a protein of 388 amino acids. Gene Ontology annotation, cellular component: membrane; Golgi apparatus. Gene Ontology annotation, biological process: cell wall mannoprotein biosynthetic process; protein N-linked glycosylation. NCBI's taxonomy places the organism in Eukaryota, Fungi, Basidiomycota, Tremellomycetes, Tremellales, Cryptococcaceae.